AUGGCUUCCCUCAUCCUCCAAAUCGUCUGGAUGGCGAUGAACCGUGCCCGGACAUUGGGCACACACUUCGGCAACAACCGCCUUCAGGCGGAACUACUGGAGGACAUCCGGGAACUCCUUGGCGAGGCUCGCGGCUAUCGCCUUCGUGGCGAACGCCGUGAUCUCAACAGGAACCCCGGGCGUUUUCCUGUACGACGUCGUUUCGGGGGAAACCGACAUGCAAACGUCGGCCCUCCGUCACGACGUUCGGUGGUGUCGUCCACGGCUUCACCCGCGGCGCCAUCCGCGGCUCCGCCCGCGGCGCCAUCCGCGGUUCCGCCCGCGGCGCCACCAUCGAGGGCACCAACUCCACCGGCGCCUCCAGCGCCGGUCCUCGCCUUGCCGGCUCCACCCCGGCCUCGGUGCCCGCUCCACGGCGACGGCCCGUGCCCACCACCGCCACCAUCCAUGGUGGCCAGCCAAUGGCUGUCACUGGGCAUAGAGCCGCAGUCGCCGAUUCGGUACCCGACGCCGACGCCGUCUUCUGAGCAGGCUGCACACAGCCCGCCUCCGCGCCGCCCAUCUCCACCAACCAUCGCGGCGCGGAUGUCGGCGCCGACUCGUCUGCCAGCAUACUUCGUCGACCCGGCGCUCGCUGCACCACCACCGCCGCUACCACCUCCUCCUGCGCGUCUCCGCCGCACGUGGAUCAGCGUCCCCCACGGGCCAUCGGCUCGAGGACGCGCUCCGUCGGCCUGA
Sorghum bicolor (sorghum) is the source of this 738-nucleotide messenger RNA. Its product is annotated as vegetative cell wall protein gp1-like. The record is from RefSeq and is a predicted model, not a curated record. The transcript has a single exon. Bases 1 to 738 code for a protein of 245 amino acids. Lineage: Eukaryota; Viridiplantae; Streptophyta; Magnoliopsida; Poales; Poaceae.